Oncorhynchus nerka (sockeye salmon) is the source of this 1921-nucleotide messenger RNA. It is a transcript of the gene orc2, whose product is annotated as origin recognition complex, subunit 2. The transcript has 16 exons. Gene Ontology annotation, molecular function: DNA replication origin binding. Gene Ontology annotation, cellular component: nuclear origin of replication recognition complex; nucleus. The coding region runs from base 172 to 1791 and encodes 539 amino acids. The record is from RefSeq and is a predicted model, not a curated record. NCBI's taxonomy places the organism in Eukaryota, Metazoa, Chordata, Actinopteri, Salmoniformes, Salmonidae. Gene Ontology annotation, biological process: DNA replication.
UUGCAGGCUGGCCCGCGGAAAUCUGUCAAAGACAAGCUGCGCGCACUUUUGUAGACGUUUCUAACUUGACUCAGUGUAGUAGUUAAUAUUUGUCAUUUAAAAAAAAUAUAUAUAUAUAAUUGUGUCUUCUACAAACGUGCGCUAUAACGGGUAGUUAAAACAGCAGCCAGUAUGAGUAUAUUGGAGGUGAGGUUUGUGGGUGACGCAGAUGCACUGGAACACAUGGUGGACAAACAACAAGAUGUGCAGGGCAGCAGUAUGCAGAGGCUGGUGACUCAGAGGAGUGAAGCGGAGAGGAGCGGUAGAGAGGAUGAGGCAGGCCUUAGUGAGCAGCACUAUGUCCAGGUCCUCGGAACAGACGAGGGGGAGGAGUGUGUAGGAGGAGGAGGGGCAUCAGUGUUCACCUUUCAGACGGUCAAACGCUCCAACAGGAUGGCCCAGAUUGAUGUGAGUGAGAACAGGACUCCUCAGAAGGGCAGGAAGGUGCAGUUUGUUUCCACAACGCCCCACAGACUCAGGAAGAGACUCUCAGCUCCCAGCCUGAGAUCCGACAGCGACAGCGAGCUCUCUCCCUCGGACUCUGGAGAGGAGGAGGAGGAGGAGGAGGAGGAUGAUGAAGAUGAUAAGGGGAAGAGAGAGGAGGACAGAGUGAAUCAGUCCAGCACACCCAGUAAGCCUUCAGCCACAGCUCUCUAUAAGACACCUGCUAAGAAGAGCAAGACUGCCCCAGAUCCACCCUGCCAGGUUAAUCACCCAGAACCACCCUGCCAGGCCAGUCUGGUCGAGGAAUACUUUGAGGCUCACGGCAGUUCUAAAUUCCUGACAUCAGACCGGACCCUGCAGCGCCUACACACACCUAAACUAGACCGGGAGACAUUGUUCCGUCUGUUAGAAGGGAAACCGGCGUGUUAUUCUUCAGAGAUUGAGAAGCUCCACUCCAGUCAUCAUGAACACUUCAACAAGUGGAUGCUGCAGCUACAGCUGGGUUACAGUGUGUUGCUGUACGGGCUGGGCAGUAAGAAGGCCUUACUCGAGGAGUUCCGAGUGUCUCUGCUCUGUCAGGAGAUACACCUGGUUGUCAACGGAUUCUUCCCUUCCAUCUCUCUCAAAUCAAUCCUGACUGCUCUGUCUGCAGAGAUUCUAGAACACCAAGGAACGUUCCGGAACCCUGCUGACCAACUACAGUACAUCACCACCACCCUCAGAGAACAGCCGGACCUCCAUGUGUACCUGUUGAUCCACAACAUUGACGGUCCCAUGCUCCGUGGAGGGAAGACCCAGAAUGCACUGGGCCAACUGGCCUCACUACCCAACCUGCACCUUGUCGCCUCCAUCGACCACAUCAACGCACCGCUCGUGUGGGACCAGUGUAAACUGAGUCAGUUUAACUGGUUGUGGUGGGAGUGCGUGUGUUUCCAGCGUUAUGUGGAGGAGACGUCCUAUGAGAACUCUCUACUAGUUCAACAGACUGGAGCCCUCGCCCUCUCCUCCCUGACACACGUCCUGCGCAGCCUUACGGCUAACGCCAGGGGCAUCUUUAAACUGCUGGUGGAGUUUCAACUGGAGAACAAAGACAACCCUUCAUACACAGGCUUGUCAUUCCAGGACUUCUACCAGCGUUGUCGAGAAGCCUUCCUGGUGAACUCUGACCUCACCCUGCGUACCCAGCUCACAGAGUUCAGAGACCACAAACUCAUCCGCACACGCAAGGGUGCUGAUGGAGUGGAGUACCUGCUGGUUGCUGUGGAGACCAGCACGCUGACUGACUUCCUGGAGAAAGAAGUAGAGUGAGGAGAACUGGGCCUUACUGGGUCAGACAACUGGGCGGUAUUGAUAACAGGUCUCGUAGGGUCAGAUAACUGGGCGGUAUUGAUAACAGGUCUCGUAGGGUCAGAUAACUGGGCGGUAUUGAUAACUGGUC